This is a messenger RNA of Clonostachys solani, 486 nucleotides long. Lineage: Eukaryota; Fungi; Ascomycota; Sordariomycetes; Hypocreales; Bionectriaceae. The record is from the annotation of a GenBank genome assembly.
AUGUUCGUCCCAUGUUUUCCUUCAAGAUUUAUCUCACCUUUAAUCUGUGCUAACUAUUGCGAGGAUAACUUCGGCUUGCCUCCUGAUGCCCAGGAUUUCGUUGACAUUGAGACCUUCAAGGAAAUUCUAAAAUUGGGCGAUGAGGGCUCAGAACGAGAAUUCUCAAAAGAGCUUGCCUUCAGUUUCUUUGAACAGGCAGAGAAUACUUUUGAUGAAAUUGACAAUUCUCUUGAAGAAAGGGACUUGAAAAAUCUUUUGGCUCUAGGCUGUUUGCUCAAGGGCUCUGCAGCCGCUCUGGGCAUUUACAAGGUAAGGGAUGCCUGCGAAAAGAUCCGGCACUGGGGUGCUGGUAGGGAUCAAAGCGGAUUCGAGCACAUUGAGCGAGAAGAGAGCCUGAAAAAGAUCCGCGAUAUAUUGCCAUGUCUGAAAGUAGAUUAUAAGGCUGUGAAGGAUUGGUUGAUUGAGUUUUUUGGACCUGUAGAGUAG